AUGCCGAAUUGGAACCCCGACGACCUCGUGGCGCCAGACUGGCUCAACAAUGGCGACAAUGCCUGGCAAUUGACCGCGGCCACCUUGGUCGGCUUGCAGUCUGUGCCCGGGCUGAUGAUCAUGUACGCCGGGUUGGUGAAGAAAAAAUGGGCCAUCAACGCCGCUUUUAUGGCGCUGUACGCCUUUGCCGCUGUCCUGAUCUGUUGGGUCGUCUGGGCGUACAAGGCCGGGUUCGGCAAGCAGAUGCUGCCCUUUGUCGGAGUUCCGGGCCCAGCAGUGCCAAUGAACUAUGAACUCAUCCAGGCCAACUUGCCCGCCGCCGGGCUGCAGGCAGCGUACCCGAUGAGCACGAUGGUAUACUUCCAAUUUGUCUUCGCGGCCAUCACAUUGGUCCUCAUCGCCGGCGCGGGACUGGCAAGAAUGAAUUUCCUCGCCUGGAUGGUCUUCGUGCCUUUGUGGCUCACUCUCAGCUAUGUCGUGGGCGCGUUCAGCAUCUGGGGAGGCGGCUUCCUGUACCAAAUGGGCGUGUUGGACUAUUCGGGAGGAUAUGUCAUCCACGUCUCGUCCGGCACCGCCGGCUUUGUCAUGGCCUACUGGGUGGGACCACGACACCCGCGCGAUCGCACCGAGUUCUACCCCAACAACGUCCUCCUUGCCCUGGCGGGAGUGGGGCUUCUCUGGCUCGGUUGGAACGGCUUCAACGGUGGUGAUCCGUACACGGCCUCGCCGGACGCGGGCGCCGCUGUGCUAAAUACCAACAUCUGCACGGCCAUGAGCAUGUUGACCUGGACUGGCCUGGAUUUGAUCUUCUUCAAGAAGCCAGCGGUCAUUGGCGCGGUGCAAGGCAUCAUUACGGGUCUUGUCGCCAUCACUCCGGCGGCAGGCUUCGUUGCUGGCUGGGGGGCAGUCAUCAUCGGGCUUUGCUCUGGGAUCAUUCCGUGGAUGUCGAUGAAUAUUCUCGGCAAGCAGAGAUGGUUCCUUGAAUUUAGCGAUGAUGUCGUCGGAGACUUUCACACCCAUCUGGUCGGUGGCGUUCUCGGCGGCUUUCUCACCGGCCUAUUCGCAACAAGUGAGGGAACGGCCGCAUUUGCUCUCGCUCCCACUGGAGGGGCCAUCGACGGAAAUGGCCGGCAAGUUUGGGUUCAGAUCGUCGGUUUCCUCUUCGUCAUUGGCUGGAACAUCUUCUGGACCAGUGCCAUCUGUUUGUUCAUCAAAUACGUCCUGAGGAUUCCUCUCCGGUACAGCGAAGAACAGUUGCUGAUCGGCGACGCCGAGGUCCACGGGGAGCUGCCAUACGCCUUCUUCCAUGACGGCCUGCACGAUUUCAACGCCUCCUAUGGCCAAAACGUCAAGGCCCGCGACGAGGAACAAGGCCGUGUGCUUGAGGGCCAGGACGCCGCGCAUGACAUCAGUAGUGAGGAGGGAGUCGCUGGCGGAAAUGGUGGAAGCGUCCCCAAAACAACCAAACAAGCAUGA
Messenger RNA from Capronia epimyces CBS 606.96, 1476 nucleotides. RefSeq names its product amt family ammonium transporter. Gene Ontology annotation, biological process: ammonium transmembrane transport. The coding region runs from base 1 to 1476 and encodes 491 amino acids. The transcript has a single exon. Gene Ontology annotation, cellular component: plasma membrane. Gene Ontology annotation, molecular function: ammonium channel activity. NCBI's taxonomy places the organism in Eukaryota, Fungi, Ascomycota, Eurotiomycetes, Chaetothyriales, Herpotrichiellaceae. The record is from RefSeq and is a predicted model, not a curated record.